GGGAUGCACAGUGCUGCAUCCACCCGGGGGGCGGGGAAUAUCAGCCCCUGGUCGGCUCCUCCCAGCCGACUGCCUGCGCAUGGGCGGGGAGUCUGGGGAGACCUGCCUGGGGCCCCGAAUUGGGACGAAUCUCCUGGUAGGUGCUCGCUCCCUAACUGACCCCGACCCCAGUUUUUAUUUCCUGGAGGGACGCAGUUGUCAGCUGACAGGACUCUGGUAUUGAGGAGAAAAAGACGGAAAUGAGUCGGGCCCCUGAAGGGAGAGAAACUAACCCAGAAAACUGGGGAAGCCCAUCCAGUGAGGUGGAUUAGUCACCUGCAAAGCCACUGCCCCUUCCUGGGUUUGUCGCCUUGAAAAGAUGUACAUAUUCACUUAUUGGGGCCUUGUUCUUCAGUACUUUUAAUUAAUAGAACAGAAAAGUUAAAAUAUUUCCUAAGAGGUGAAUUUCGGAGUGGGAGGAGGGGGAAGAAAGUGUCUUUCAUUCCAUUUUGUUAAACCUUCUUCUGUUCCUUUGAAUGAUAAGAAAUGGAAUUCCAGGGCUUAACCUUGAAAGUCCUACUUGGGAAAAGACUGUCAGAGAAACAGAAAACCUCUUUUCUAAUAUAGCAGUAGAGAAAUGAAUACAUUUCCACAGAGUGUAGUAGGUGAAUUGGUGAAUUAUAGAGAUUCACCAAAAUAUCAGUUAUUUUCCUUGGCAGAGUGAAGAAUUUGUGACAGUAGGUAAAACUGUUGUUUGCUAUUAUCUGUAAUGUACUUUGCUUUAAUCUACAAUAAAUUGAUAUUGUAUAUGGACGAGGUGGGAGUAAAGCAUCUUUGUUAAAUAAUUUCUGUCAUUGUUCUGCAAUGGCUGCCCUGUUGUAAAUUAAUAGACAAGGACCCACUUCAAGUUGUUCCUUUCCAUGGAUUUAAUUGUCCAUUUCUCUACUAAUUCCAUCAUGUCAGGAUGACUAGGCUUUAAAAUCCUUGCUUUGUGAUAGGCAGGCCCCUGACUUGUUCUUUAGAAUACUUUGGCUCUUUUUGGAUAUUUGUUCUUCCUGUUAGAUUUGUAAAAUUAGUAUUUUUCAAGUCCUUAAAAAAAUCUGGUUUGGGGAUUUAAUGGAAUUUUAAUGAAGACUUUAGAUCUUUUUUUCAGAGGGUUGAUAUUUUGCUAACACCUAGUGCUCUAUUUUGAGAACAUGUGCCCUCUUUCCAUUUAGUUCCUUUUAUUUCAUUAUGUUUUAAAAUUUUUCCAUUUGGUUCUUUUUAUAGCCUUCUUUAGACUUGUUUAGUACUAAUUAAAUUUGUUUUUUACCAUAGUAUGUGUUGUCAUUUUAAAAUGAAUUUUCCAACUUGCUGUUAAUUGAAAAGGACUCAGUGGUCUUUGAGGAUGUGGCUGUGGACUUCUCCCAGGAGGAGUGGGCUUUGCUGGAUGCUGCUCAGAAGGAGCUCUACAGAGAUGUGAUGCUGGAAAACUUCAGAAACUUAGCCUCUGUGGAUGAUGAGACUCAAUUUAGGGCCAGUGGGUCAGUUUCUCAGCAGGAUAUUUAUGGGAAUAAAAUAUCCCAGGAAGAUAAAAUAGCAAAGUUCACCAGAAAUUCUUGGGUUUCCAUCUUAGGAAAAAUAUGGGAAGAACUUAGCUUUGAAGAUCAGCACACAAACCAGGGGAGAUAUCCGAGCAGAAACCAUAUGGUGGAGAGACUCUGUGAAAGUAAUGAUCAAUGUGGGGAAGGCUUCAGUCAGAUUUCAAAUCUUAAUCUGUACCAGAAAACUCUUACUGAAGUAAAACAGUAUGAAUGCAGUGCAUAUGCAAAAGUCUUCAUGCAUCAUUCAUCCCUCAAGAGUCACAUUGCUAUUCACACUGAACACAAACCAUAUCAGUGUCAGGAAUGUGGGCAGGCCUACAGUUGUUGUUCACACCUAAGAAUGCAUGUGAGAACCCACAAAGGAGAGAGGCCCUAUGCAUGUAACUUAUGUGGAAAAACCUUUCCUCGUACUUCUUCCCUCAACCGGCAUAUAAGGAUUCAUACUGCAGAGAAAACCUGUGAAUGUCAGCAAUGUGGGAAAGCCUUCAUUGAUUUUUCAAGUCUUACUAGUCAUGUGAGAAUGCACACUGGAGAGAAGCCCUAUAAAUGUAAGGAGUGUGGGAAAGCCUUCAGUUAUUCCUCAACUUUUCGAAGACACAUGAUAACACACACUGGAGAGAAGCCCUAUAAAUGUAAGGAAUGUGGGGAAGUCUUCAGCUAUUCCUCAACUUUUCGAAGACACAUGAUAUCACACACUGGGGAGACACCACAUAAAUGUAAGGAAUGUGGAGAAGCCUUCAGUUACUUCUCAGCUUUUCGAAGACACAUGAUAUCACACACUGGAGAGAAACCCUAUGAAUGUAAACAGUGUGGGAAAGCCUUCAUUUAUCUCCAAUCCUUUAGAAGGCAUGAAAGGAUUCACACUGGAGAGAAACCCUAUGAAUGCAAACAGUGCGGGAAAACCUUUAUUUACCCCCAGUCAUUCCGAAGGCAUGAAAGGACUCACGGUGGAGAGAAACCCUAUGAAUGUCAGCAAUGUGGGAAAGCAUUCAGCCAUCCCUCAUCCUUUGAAGGACAUAUGAGAGUGCACACUGGAGAGAAACCUUACGAAUGCACUCAAUGUGGAAAAACUUUCAAUUGGCCCAUAUCCUUACGAAAACAUAUGCGAACACACACUAAAGAGAAGCCCUAUAAAUGUAAACAAUGCGGAAAAGCCUUCAAUUUGUCUGCUUGUUUUCGAGAACAUGUGAGAAUGCAUCCUGGAGACAAAUCGUAUGAAUGCAAACUAUGUGGGAAAGUGUUCUAUUGUCACAUAUCCUUACAAAAACAUAUGAGAAGGCACACUGCCGAGAAACUCUAUGAAUGCAAGCAAUGUGGGAAAGCUUUCAGUUGGCCGGAACUUUUGCAACAGCAUGUAAGAACACACACUGCAGAGAAGCCUUAUGAGUGUAAGGAAUGUGGGAAAGUCUUCAAGUGGCCAUCAUCUUUACCAAUACACAUGAGAAUGCACACUGGAGAGAAACCUUAUGAAUGUAAGCAGUGCGGGAAAGCCUUCAGCUGUUCCUCAUCCUUAAGUAGGCAUGUGAGAACACACACUGCAGAAAAACACUGCAUGUGUAACGCAGAAAGUCCUGCAAGCGAACUCAUGCCCAAUGCUUCAGAAAAUCCACACCAGGAGAGAAAUCUUGUGAAAGUUGUAAAUACGGUGUUGCCUUUAUGAGUUCCUCAUUAUUAAAGUGGACCCAUAGGUAGUGUAUUUCCAGUUCUUUUGCAAAUAAACAUUUAGUUGAAAAAUAACUCUCCAAGUACUCUUAGCUAUAGUACAGAAAAUUUGCAUGUAGUGUUUUUUCUUACAUUUCAGUAAACAAAACUUUUAUCUUUAGUUUGUGGACUCAUAGGUGAUUUGAAUUGUAUUUUCAAUAUGUAAGUAUUUUGUUCAAUAUAUGUUUUAAUUUCUUCUUUAAAUGUCCUUUAAGGGGUCAUUGGAUGUUUCUUACUGGCUUAGUUGGCAGAUACUGAUACACCCAUUAUAUGUUUUCUGCCUUU
Molecule: messenger RNA, 3548 nt
Organism: Miniopterus natalensis
Lineage: Eukaryota; Metazoa; Chordata; Mammalia; Chiroptera; Miniopteridae
Source: RefSeq, a predicted model, not a curated record